CUCACUCCCUCACUGUUCUCGAGGCAGUAGGAGAUGUUGGGUUACACCUCCAAGUAUUUUAGCCAAUUUUUUGUAUCCUCUUCAAACAUUGUUUUUGUUACCACAAACUGUUAGGCUAUAUUUAAUUUCGAUCAUAAGAUGGGACGAACAAUAUAGCCUAACGUUUACUUAUUGGUGCCGGGUUUAAUUUUUUUGUACAAGCGAGGUCAUGGCAAUAGGAAUCUUAUCGACAAGAUGGCCUUUAGCUCUGGAUCCAGCUUCAAUGCAUCACAUAAAAAGAGGAUUCAUUCUGCUAGUCGUACUGACCUUAUCUUUGUAUGUUGUUUCUUACAUCUAUCAUAGUCCUUACAACCAUUUUAAUGUGGUGAAUCCAAUUAAGUCCUGCAAUGUGGUCACUGAAGGUUUGGCUGUCUCCAAAGAUUUCUCAGCCGCAUCCAUUAGCGCCAAACCUGUUCCACAGCAUCAGUAUGUGGCUCACCCAAGCAACUAUCAUUUCAUUAUAGACGAACAUGAGAAGUGCAAGCAGAACAAUCCAUUCGUGGUCUUGAUGGUUCCUGUUGCUCUGUAUCAGAUAGAAGCUCGAAGUGCCAUCCGGAGCACAUGGGGGAAUGAAACUACAGUCAAGGGAAAAGCAGUGUUGACUCUGUUUUUGGUGGGUUUGACUGUAGGAGCAGACUCUGAAAAAGUUCAACAGCAGCUGGAGGAAGAGAGCCGACAACACAGAGACUUAAUCCAGAGCAGCUUUGUGGACUCCUACUUCAACCUGACCAUAAAGACCAUGGUGAUGAUGGAUUGGUUGGCCACUCGAUGCCCUCAAGCGACGUUCAGUAUGAAGGUCGAUUCUGACAUGUAUAUAAACCUUGAGAACCUAAUGACCCUGUUACUGAGACCCGAAUUACCCAGACGGAACUACAUCACAGGUUUUUUGAUGUGGGACCAGCCUGUUAAUAGAAACAAAAAAUCGAGAUAUUACGUCUCAGAGGAGCUGUAUCCCGAUACGAAAUAUCCUACAUAUGUGCUCGGAGUAGCGUAUGUUUUUUCAAACGAUCUUCCCAAAAAACUAGUAGAGGCUUCGAAGGACGUGAAGCCGUUUAACAUCGAAGACGCAUAUAUUGGUGCUUGUCUGAAGCAGAUUGGAGUUAAACCUUCACGAUCUCCAGAUCCUUCUCAGUUUCGGACGUAUAUGAAGAAUCCGAAACACCAUGACCUUUCCAAGGUCAUCACAACAAUCGCAAGGUCACCAAAGCAGAUAGUAGAGUUCUGGAAAAGUGUGAAGAGACAGACAUGAACAAAUCUUCAUUUUUAAAUAUGAUGUCUUUUACUGUUUAUGUUUUUUGUUUAUUCGUAACUUCUGUGAUGCUAAGGCUGCUCAAAUGUGUUCCUGGACCACAAAAUUAGUUUUAUGUUGCAUAGGAAUAUUUUUGGGUGUGGCACGGUGACGCAGUGGGUAGUGCUGUCGCCUUAUAGCAAGACGGUCGCUGGUUUGAGCCCCGGCUGGGUCAGUUGGCUUUUCUGUGUGUUUCAUGUUCUCUCCAUGUUGACAUGUGUUUCCUCUGGGUGCUCCGGUUUCCCUCACUGUCCAAAGACGUGCUUUAAUUGAAUUAAGUGAGCUAAAUUGUCCGUAGUGUAUGUCCUUGCCCUCCAAGAAUCUUUUGGCAAGAGUCCAGCUCUAAAUUGUAGAUUUUUUUAUAUCUUAUUUUACUAAAAUCAAUAGAAUAAUAAGUAACGAUCAUGUUCUGGGAAGACAUUUAGUCAAUUUGCAACUGUAAAUAUAUCGAAACUCAAUUUCGAUUAUUAAAUGUACAAUGCUUAGUACUUUUAGUUCUUAAUUUGGACAACUUUAAAGGUCAUUUUCUAAAUAUUCAGACUUAUUUUCCCCAAGAUUUUCAAAAAGUUGUAUCUCGGCCCACAAUUGUCCUAUCCUAACAAAAAUUGAGUUUAACUGUUUUAUUUUUUGUUUUUUUUUACAAGCGAAAUGUGUAUAUAUAUUUUAAUAUUUAUUUAUUUUGGUAAUAUGUUUUUCACCCUCUGUUUGUAGACACAAGAUGAGUGCAAAUGAACAAGCCAUUACAAUUUGGAUGUAAGGUUCAUAUUUCUAAUACUGCCUAAAGGCUUAUUUAUACUUCUGCGUCAAGUGCACGUGUAUGCUCCGGUGCGGCCUUUGUGCGGUUGCAUAGCCCUUGCCGUGGCUGAUGCCGACACUGACGCGCACAUCUCAAAAAAUGUAACUUGCAUGUCGCAAUGAGAUAUAGCACAAGCUCUGUGAUUUGUGUGGGUGGGACCAAGAGCUGCGCAAACCCGUUGAGUCCCAUGAAGUAGGACUAGAUAGCAGAGAUGGGAAGUAACGAAGUACAAAUGCUUCGUUACUGUACUUAAGUAGAUUUUUCUGGUAUCAGUACUUCACUACUUAUUUUUUUGGCAAAUUUUCACUUUUACUUCUUACAUUUUUACACAAAUAUCUGUACUUUCUGUUUUUUUUUAAACCCUGGUCGUUACUUUCAUUUUCAUGUUUUUGGCAUGUCCUUGUGUCAUUGUGUAUGGAUAAGACUCAAAUUACUUAGUAGUCAUGUUGUUAAAAACAGUGCAUUCUGGAGGGCUGUUCUGGUGUAAACUAUGGCAAUUUAUUUUGGCUGAUUGUACUGUAAUUAGUUGCCAGAUCAUGUCAUUGUGAUACAGAAAGGAAAAGACAGCACCUCCUUUUAGACCUUCAUUAGAAAAAGUCAAGAUUCACCUGGGAGAAAUUGACCAAUUAUAGUCAGAUGUAGGGAAAAAAAAGUCUAAUAGAAAUGUAUAAAAAUUGCAUUAUGACAACUGGUUAAGCCAUUUUGCAUGUAAAGAUUUAUGCCAUGAACAAAUGAUUUAAUGUUGUGAGGAGUGAGACUAUUCAACAGAGACCAAAAUAGUACAUUUUGAUCAACAUGACAUAAGCAAUUGAUAAUAUAGAAAACAUCAGAGAAAUGCGCAUAAUCAUUUGCAUGGAUGUACAAAAGCAUUUGCAACUUGUUCAAAGAAAUGAGAAACUGCUUUUCUGAUGUGCACAAGUGACAAUGAUUUGAGGAUUGAACUGGGAGUUUUGAGAAUUUCAAUUCUGAUCUGAAAAAUGGACCAAAGUGAGAGAAAAACUGACAAAAUUCAUGUUUAUUUAUUAUACAAAAUAACCAGAAUACCUGAAAAAAAAAAAACACUGAAAUAAUGGGUUAUGGAUGAGAGCUGCUCUGUAAAGAGAAUAAGCAGCUUUAGCCUAAUGCAAAAAAAAAGUUUGCAGUCAAAUAUUAUCAGCAUUUAUUUUAGCAAAAGAAAAAAAUCUAUAUAUUUUGGACAGAAUUCAGUGUAAAAUGUUAGACAUUAUAAAGAUGCACAGGCCUAUAUAAUUAUUUUUAGAGUGUAUGAAGAUGAAUGGCAGCUGAUGUUUUUGAUCUAACAGCAGCAAAACUACAUGCUGAAUGCUGUGAGUUUGCCUCAGGAUGAUGAAACAUGGGCCAUCUUUUUGAGCAAUGUUGCUAGGCUACAUUACAGGGUGUGGUGCAGCUUGCUACUUUCAUAAAAUUGGCAACAAACAUUUUACAUAAAAAUUGGAAAUGUAAGUUAUUUUAUAUUAAUGUAUCAAUAGGAUGUGAGGUCUAGUUACCUGCCUAUCCUCACUCACUAUCCUUCGGCUUAGUCCCUGAUUUAUCGGGGGUCGCCACAGCAAAAUGAACCGCCAAUUAUUCCUGCACAUGUUUUACACAGCGGAUACCCUUCCAGCUGCAACCCAGUACUGAGAAACAGCCAUACACAAUCACACACACACUCUUAUACACUACUGCCAAUUUAGUUACCUAUUAUUCACCUAUACCGCAUGUCUUUGGACUGUGGUUGAAACGGGUACUUUUUACUUUUGUACAUUUUGCAGUCAUUACUUUUACUUGAGUACAAAAGUGUAGUCAGUACUUCACCUUUUACCAGAGUCGUUUUAAGCAUGAGUAUCUGUACUUCUACUUAAGUAAAGGAUGUGUGUACUUUUGCCAUCUCUGCUAGAUGGAAACUGUUGUUUUGUGUUUACCUUAUGAUUAAUGUUGUUGCACGUCCGCCGGUUCCUGCCUCUGAAUGAGUGAGGUUUAGCUACUUGUAUAUUUAAGAUAACGUUCUGAAAAAACAAAACACCCAUGAAGAAUCACAACACAGAGGAACAUUAAAACGUGCUGCCUGCUAGCGUUUCGGAAGUGCUAUUGCAAAGCAACACAAACAGCAUGCAGAAGUAUAAAUAAGACUACUCACGUGGGGUCACAUCGAUCACUUAAUGCAUAGAUAUAAAUCAGCCUAUAUACUUUCUAAUACUGAAAUCUUAUUUACUAUCAUCUGUUUACAGACUGUGACAGGUCUAAAGUCUUAAAUAUUGUCUUGCUAUUUUUCACCCACCUUGUAUAUAUUGAAUUAUUUAUGCCCAAAUGCUAUGCUAUCUGAACAGGUUUAAGUUGUUUCCUUAUGCAUAUAAAUUUGGAAUUAGUUUUUUGUAUCAACAAUUGUAUUGUUAACCUUAUUUUGGAGCCUUAUCCAAGGGUGUGUCACUGACAAAUGUUAGUUUUGGAUUACAGUUGUUAAAAGGGUGUUUUAGUCAUUUGAAUGUGGUGUAUGGUGUAUUUCCUAGUACAUGAUCAAAGACUGUAUUGUUUGUUUUUUCCACCAUGUGUCUCCAGAAUCUAUUAAUCAUCAUGCUGUCAGCUGCCAUGUCUUCCGUGUUUUAAUUAAACUUUAAUUAUUUAAUGUUAUGUAAUUAAUACAGUCAAUAUAAUAAAGAAGUCUUUCUGAACAGAUUUAUAUUUAUUUA
Molecule: messenger RNA, 4807 nt
Organism: Danio aesculapii
Lineage: Eukaryota; Metazoa; Chordata; Actinopteri; Cypriniformes; Danionidae
Product: beta-1,3-galactosyltransferase 2
Exons: 2
Coding region: 209-1288 (359 amino acids)
Cellular component (GO): membrane
Molecular function (GO): N-acetyl-beta-D-glucosaminide beta-(1,3)-galactosyltransferase activity
Source: RefSeq, a predicted model, not a curated record